GGUUCACCGAAUAUAUAUUGACACGUCACUGGUGGCGACUUUGGUGGAUGGAUAUACCUCGCACAUAGCAAAACCCGCAGUGUCUCACCUUAAGGUAUAUGCCUGCCGUCCGUUCUGUAUGCUACGGGCCAAUCGCGAAUCGUGAAGUAUUUCGAUACGAUUAUGGACGAAAGUCUGGAAACCUCAGACUUACCGGAACCAACAUUCAACCCAGCUCCAUCUCCAUGGCAUGAUAUACGCGCGCAGGUUUUUUUCUCCUUUGCAAGAGCCAACUGGGCAGAUGGUCUGCCGCAGGGUUCAUAUGGUGAUUUGGAAGCAUCGGCCCCAUUCUCGGAUCCUGAAAAGAGUGGCAAAUUCGAAGGAGGAUUCAGUUUGUGCAUGAUAGUCCGGUAUCUGGAGUCUCCUGUUGGGCCUUAUGACGAAAUCCUCUGGGCCCCAGGAUUAUUCCAAGACCCUCGCCAUGGCGAAUCGGUAAAGAGAUACAGAAUUACCAGAAUAUAUGUGUCCUCAGUAGACUCGGUUUACAACGGCCGAAGGAAUUGGAAUAUACCAAAGACACUGGCCAAUUUCGAAUUCGUUCCGUCCAAUUGCCCGCAUCCACCGUAUCGCCAGAUCAGAGUCUCACACCCCGAUACUCCGGAACAACCAUUUGUUUCACUGGAUUUCCAGCCUAUCGCAUUGACCUCGAGACCCCUUUUUCCGAUCUCCACGAGCUAUAUUCCGAUGAAUCUUGAGAUUGUGAUGCCACCAAUACCCGGGUCUGAUAACUGGAGGGAAAAUGGAUUGGUAGGCAGCAACAAUGAUGAAUGGAGAUCGGUACAGGUUGACAUAUCGGGUAAAGCUGGUAUGGUCAGAGUAGGAGGAGAGCUUGGUGAUGGAGAUUCAUUCCCAAAACUGAACUGGAAUGGAUUGUGGUUCUGGUUGGAUAAUGCAAAACUGUCGUGCAUGAACGUUGGGGAGUAACGACCAGCUAGAUGGGAUUAGUAGCCUAUCCUAGUGUGUCAAGCGUGCUGCCACUCGGCCAAAAUACCUUAGGUAUUUGGCCGUGCCUCCAACCGAACAUUAGGGCCAACAUAGUUUACUAGGUUAGCUAGGGUACCAUAGGUUUCUGGCUAAAUACGACUGGUUCCAAGCGAUG
Aspergillus caelatus is the source of this 1138-nucleotide messenger RNA. RefSeq lists its product as uncharacterized. The transcript has 5 exons. The record is from RefSeq and is a predicted model, not a curated record. Bases 163 to 963 code for a protein of 266 amino acids. Lineage: Eukaryota; Fungi; Ascomycota; Eurotiomycetes; Eurotiales; Aspergillaceae.